Messenger RNA from Mycotypha africana, 2431 nucleotides. RefSeq names its product alkaline-phosphatase-like protein. The coding region runs from base 312 to 2333 and encodes 673 amino acids. Gene Ontology annotation, molecular function: alkaline phosphatase activity. The record is from RefSeq and is a predicted model, not a curated record. Lineage: Eukaryota; Fungi; Mucoromycota; Mucoromycetes; Mucorales; Mycotyphaceae. Gene Ontology annotation, biological process: dephosphorylation. The transcript is spliced from 9 exons.
ACGCUUAUUGUAACAUUGUCAAAGCCUGAAAAGUCAGCGUGUGCUGUUGUUACAUAUGUGUGGAUGGUUGAGUUCAGAUUUAUUCGGCAUGAUUGAGAUCAUGCUACGUCAAAUUUGUUACGCUUGUUCCGCCUUCUUAAUAAAAGUAUUACUAUAUUGAUAAUUGGUUUUUUGUCAAAGUAACGAGAAAAAUAUAGAUGGUCCCUAUGUACACACUUUCUCCAUCCUAUAUAUAAAUAGGUCUUUGAUUUUGUAAGGUUUUUGAAUAUUGCUAACUUAUACUUCGGCUUCCUUCGUCUACAUUCGUUCAUAUGAAAGGAAUCAGUAUUACCAUACUCUCGCUAAGUGCCAUAGUGUCAAGUGCUCUCGCUAGAUACGGCGUUGCUCCAAACAGGCCUGCAGACCCCGAAGGCCAAUUUCCUCGUCUUGGUGCCUGUCCUGACCCUCAUGCCUGCAUAUUACCACCUGAUGUCUCAACAUUCUUACCCGGUGCUUACUUUGACCUUCGCGUAGAACUUCACGCUUAUGAUUCAGACAGGUCAAAACCUACCCCUCCUGCCUAUACUGAUUUCAAGACGACAAUUCGUAAAGGCAACGGCAAAUGGCAUGACAUUAAUGAUUACUUGAAGCUUCAUAAACAGCCCAAAAUCGAAAACUGGAAUUUCGGUUGGGUGGACUCCAUUGAUACUCAAUAUGCUGCCAUUUUGAAUAAUACAAACAAGCCCAUCAACGUCAACGUCACUUCUCGGGCAUGGAGAAAGGUGAAAUUAACUGAGCCUGGAGAAUAUGAAGUGAAGGUUCAGUAUGGCCCCAAAUCCUCUUACUCUGUUAAAUAUACAGUUGUGGAACCUAAGCACCCCAAGAAGAAGGCUAAAAAUGUUAUUUUAUUCAUCUCUGAUGGUACUAAUGUUGGUAUGAUCACUGCUGCUCGUGCACUUGCUCGAAAGCACACAUCCGGAAAAUAUGAAAGCUUGUUACACUUUGAAGAAUUUGAUAAUCUUGGCCAUGUCAUUACGAACUCUGUUGACAGUUUACUUACCGACUCUGCUAACUCUGCCAGCGCUUAUGCGACAGGACACAAGAGUACUGUAGAUGCGUUAGGUGUCUACGUUGAUUCUUCUGCCGAUCCAUUUGAUGAUCCAAAGGUUGAGAUUAUCACCGAACUCAUUCGUCGCCGUCAGCCAAAGAAAGCCAUUGGUAUUGUAACAACUGCGCAAGCACAGGAUGCUACUCCAGCUGCCUUUGGUAGUCAUACUCGUCUACGAGACACGUUAGCUGAGAUUACUGAUCAGGUAAUAAAUGGUGUUAAGAACUGGACUCCUCCUGUUGCUCCUGAUGUUUGGCUUGGUGGUGGUGGUAAUUUUUUCUCUGGUGAAAGCAGCUUAAACAAGACCAAUUACUACGACCAAUUCAAAUCAGCUGGAUAUAAUAUUGCAUUCAAUAAGAAGGAACUCGCAUCUAAGAAACGGUCAGACAAGCCGCUCUUGGGAAUUUUCCGCCAGAAGCACCUCGAUACCUGGUUUGAAAGGAACCUUUUUGUAAACAAUACUGUUGGAAACAAAGCUGCUCCAGAUAAUAGCGGCAAUGAUGCCCUUGGCUCUGACCAGCCCGGCCUUCCUGAAAUGACACUUGCUGCAUUAGAUGUGUUGAAGAAGCGCGGUGGUAAGGACGGUUUCUUUUUGUUGUCUGAAGCUGCGUCCGUCGAUAAGCAGUUGCAUGGACUUGAUUUUCCUCGUGCGUGGGCUGAACUUAUCGAGUUGGACAUCACUGUUAAAAAUACUGUGGAAUGGCUUAAAAAGAAUGGUGAAUAUGAAGAUACACUUAUUUUGGUAACAGCAGAUCACGCUCAUGGCUUUGAUGUUUGGGGAACCGUUGAUCAACGCUACAUACGAUCUCACGACAAAGAAUCAGAUAUGCUCAACUCAAUUGGUGUUUAUGGUCAUGCAGGCUGGCCUGGUUACUUUGACACCAAUAAAGACGGAUUCCCUGACAAUUUCUCUCCUGAUAUCACUCUUGCUGCUGGUACUGUUAACGGUCCUCAACAUUAUGAAGCAUGGCAAAUUUCUACCGAUGGUCCUAGAAUGCCAACCAGCACGAAGAAUGGUUGGGCUACUGGAAACAAGGAGGAUCUUGUAGGAAAGAAAGGUAAAGGCCUUGUUUGGAAUAGUAACCUUCCUCACGGAGAGUCUUUCGGUGUACAUUCUAUGAGCGAUGUCUUCAUCUAUUCCAACGGCCCUGGCUCCGAUCUCUUCAAAAAGACAAUGGAAAACUGGGAGUUAUUCUUCAAGAUGGCCGAAGCUAUGGAUAUUAUGAAACCUACAAAGCAUGAAUAACUUAAUAUCAUGACUAAUUCUUAACCAUUAUAUACUGCGUAGAGCUUCCAUAAAUUUAGUAUCAGUUUAUGAUCAAUUUUAACCAUAAAAAUGCAAAA